Messenger RNA from Macrosteles quadrilineatus (aster leafhopper), 4577 nucleotides. Its product is annotated as run domain Beclin-1-interacting and cysteine-rich domain-containing protein-like. The transcript is spliced from 13 exons. Gene Ontology annotation, cellular component: intracellular membrane-bounded organelle. Lineage: Eukaryota; Metazoa; Arthropoda; Insecta; Hemiptera; Cicadellidae. Bases 116 to 2905 code for a protein of 929 amino acids. Gene Ontology annotation, molecular function: phosphatidylinositol phosphate binding. The record is from RefSeq and is a predicted model, not a curated record.
GUUAGGUAAAGAAAGGCAAAUGAAAAUCAUACAAUAGAAGGAUUUCCUAUUAUUUAUUUCUACUUUUAUUAAAUUAUUAAGGAAUAGCAUAUGCAAAUCAUUUCCAGCAUGUGACAUGGAUGAUCAACACCAACAGCUGUUGCAGCAGCUGAAGACGACGGUGGAAGGACUGCUGAUCAGUCAGGUGUCUAAUGUGUGGCACGUUUAUGGCGGACUCAACCGCCUGCACAACAUCAUGUGCAAGAUCUUUAGACAUGGCUGCAAAACUCUCAGCCAACAGGGGGAGCCAGAUGUGUGGAUAUUCAUACAAGGAUUGAGUUGGCUUCAACCCACCCUCGCUGCCUCCCCUACAUUUGUAUUGGACACAGCCAAGGGAGUUAAGGAUAAGGCGGCCAACUGGCUGUACAAAAGCCUGGAGAGUCACUCGCUGUCACAGAAGCUGUCUUGGUUGUUGUCUGAUAAGGAACACCUGGCCAGCUGCUAUGAACCCUCGGCCUUCCUGUGUCAGCCCAGGUACAGUGAGGCGACUCUCAUCUGUCUCAGGGCUGUGGAGGAGAAUCAGCUGUCUCUGCUGACUGACAUUGACCCUAGUCUGUUUCUGUCCAAGUGGAAAGCUCACCGCCGAUGUUCGUCUUUCCCCGAUGCGAUGCAGAGAGCGGCAAAACUCAAACACAAACUCGUCCCCCCUGACACAGAGUUGGCAGCCAUCACUCCCCCCACUCCUGCACCUAUAUCCGCCACUGUAGAGUCUACGCUGAGCACAUCGGAGGUCAAGGAGAAACGUGACUCUCCUGUCCUGCGAGCAUGGCGAAGUCUUCCUAGUCUUCUAGAGGCGAUCGGGAAGAAAACAGAAGAGCGAGAGAGACAACCUAAAAGCGCACCUGUAUCCAGAAGACCUUGUACUCUCCCAUCAUCCCCAGCUAUCCAUCGAGUACAGCCCUCCCCAAAACCGCCAGAACAGAAAACACUGUCUCCGAGUGUUCUGAAAAUAGACUAUAAACAGUUACAGAAAGAAAGCACAGUUAAGAAAGGAAUUUUGAAGAAAUCGAAGAGCAACACAAAUGAACUCAUUGUUAUGAAAGACGUGUCAAGAAGUGAACCGAUAAAAAUCAAAUUGAGCAAACAUAACGAAGUGAAUAUUUCCUUAAGUAGUAAUGGUAGUUCGGACAUUCUAGAACGACGGAGAAGUCACAAGAGCAUACAUGAAAUCACCAACAGUAUCUAUGAAGAGACUGAUAGUUCGUAUGUGGACAGUUCGUCGCAGAACAGUUUCUCACAUAGAGUGAGACUCAAAGGUGGAGUGAGAUGUGGUAUAAAGAACAGCAGGAGGAAGAGUUUCAUGGAGUCUGGAGGUAACAGUGUUCAGCCGAUGUCCACUGGUUACUUCCCCAGACCUACGCAGGGUCAGAGCCUGGCCAGCUUCUUGUCCUCAGGUCAGUUUGCAGGAGCCAAAGCUGAGCUGGACAGGGAAAACGCACAUUUUGCCAUCUCCGAGGCCAUGAUUGCCGCUAUUGAACAGGUGAAGUUUAACAUGUGGGCAAAAGUAGCAGAAGACACGAUUGAGGAAAGCGAUGAAGAAAUCAAUAAUUUGAAGCAGCGAAUCAGAUUGCGGCGAAGGCAGAAACAGGAGGAGAGGAGGAGGAAUGUUUUAGGUCUGUCGCUACUGAGCGAUGGCAAGACUGACACCACAACCACAGAAAGUGUUUCUCCACUUUCCACAUCUCCUGGAGGUUCGUCUGACAGUAUCUCAACAGAUGGUGUAGAUGACCUUGAGAUAGACGAUAACACCAGUAACCUCAACAAGCUUAACCAGUCUGGGUUGUCAGUGUCGCUGGCAUCUCUUUUCUCCGAGGCAGAGUUGUCUCGUCCACCGCAACGUGACAGUGAUGUAAUGUCAGGGACUGGGGUGACAGCUGAGGGUGUCGCGUUGGCACUAUUGAGGCGAUUCAGUGACAAACAGCUACCUCGCGCAUCAGACAUAGAGUGGCUAGUCAGCGAACAGGAUGCUUGUGGCCAGCGACUGUUGCCACUGCCCACAAGUGUGCCAGUAAGUCCAGACGAGGCUGAGGAUCAGGAUAUGAGGAAAGCGACCCCACUGCGGGGAACUGUGGAGUGGGCCCCGCCUCGGCCACAGAUCAUCUUUACCGCCCACCCCCCUCCAGAACGGCGCAUUCUUAUGGCCAAGCAGAACUACAGAUGUGCAGGCUGUGGUCUAACAGUUGCGCAGCAGUACGCAGGCAGGUUUAGAUACUGUGAGUAUCUCGGCCGAUACUUCUGCACCGGCUGUCACACCAAUCAGCUGGCUGUCAUACCUGGAAGAGUGAUACAGAAAUGGGACUUUACCAGAUGUGCUGUCUCCAAUUUCUCGUACAGACUGCUGGACCAGAUGGCCAGUGAUCCGUUGUUUAACAUCCUGGAUCUCAACUCCGGAUUGUACUCUCGGGUGAGAGCACUGGAUAGAACCAGGGUGUACAGGAUACAGCUGCACUACCUCAAGGACUUCCUCAACACAUGCCGUUUUGCACUACAAGAAGACGGUUGUCUACAGGAUUUUUUGAGGUCCACUCCCCCAUACUUUCUGAUGGAUCCCCAUGUCUACUCCAUCCAAGACCUGAAGCAGGUUAAGAUCGGAGAGAUGACUGAACAACUGAAACUCCAUGUAACCGCUGCCUUGGCUCAUGUGGAGGAUUGUGUGUUGUGCCAAGGACGAGGGUUCGUCUGUGAGGUGUGCAACAAACCCGAGGUGAUAUUCCCCUGGCAGCUGAUGAAGGUGGACAGGUGUAACAGCUGUGGCAACUGUUUCCACUCUGACUGCUACAAGGUCGGCACCACUGCUUGUGGUAGAUGCUUCAGACUGACCAAGAGAAAGAACUCCAUCCUCACAUCACCUGUUGAAGUGUCAUAGCGAAGACUGAAGUUCCAUCCAAGGAAGACUGAGAAUUUGUCGUAACACUGUCUGUGAUUUACCUGGUAGCUUAUGAAAAGUGAUAAAUGAAAAAAUAUCAAGAUUUUGCUCAAUGUGAGUUAUCAAUCAAAUACUAUAAAAGGCCUGGCCUGAUGUAUUAAGGAGUUAAUAAUUUGGUUAGGCUGGAUAGAGUAUGUUAAUUGAAUUUUGUGUUACUUUUCUUUUUCCUUCUGUGGUUUAGAACAAAUUAUAUAUAGUUUAAGUAAACCAACCUGUUAUCAUAUUCUAUCAAAAUGUUAUUCUAGCGGUACCAAAGAUGCAGAAGAAGUAAGUUAAAAUGAUCUUAACUUUUGAUAUGUUAGGUUAUUUUAUUUUUAUUUUAUUGCUUGGUUUAUUAUUGUAUGCUAAUGAUUUGCUCUUAAUCCGUUACUUUACAAACGAAGCUGGAUUAUUGUAAAACUAAUUGGAGGGUGAGGAUUACAAUACUGUGAUAUGAUCUGUUAAGUAUAAUUGCACAUUUGGUAUGAGCAGCUCUUGUUAACUCACUUAGGUCUACAUUGUAUCAGAAAUUACAACUUUUUAAUGGACUUGCAGGUAAAGAGUUAAAAUAUUUACGAAUAUUGUACCUAUAUUACUAUAUAGGUAUACGAUUGAGAUAGUAAUUAAUAAACUAGCUGCAUUGUAGGAUAAUUUAGCUACCUUCAAUUAAUGUGUGGUUCGAUUUAUUUUGGAUCAAAGUUUUCUGCCAUAAAGUACUCAAAUCAAAAUAAGAUGCCACGGCAAAAUCUGACUGUUGUCUCAUGCCUUCACUCACUACAGUUAGUUGUAAUUCAAUAUAUUUGAAGACACUUAGCUAAAGGCAUUUAUAGCCUUCCAACAAAAAGACUGGUGUGUACAGUAGGUACUCUUUUAUCCACCAUUUUAAGGAUUUUGGUUAAACUGAAUAACUAGUUUUAGUCAUUUUAACAGAAAGUUAACAUAUUAGUUAUUUACUAUGUUACUAUAAAAAUACCAACAUAAAUGGGACCUUAAUAAACAAAAGAGAUGUUUUAGGGGGUCAGCUAAUAUUUAAUAACUUAAUUGCAGUAAGCAGAUUUUUAAAACACUAUUCCUUUUAAAAUGAAUUCCUUGUGACAGGAAGGAUCAACCGAUGUCAGUUCAUUUGAUGUUAUAUAAAUCAAAAGAGUGCCUACUGUAGUUACGUUUACAGAUUCCUCUAGAAUGUAUGUGUUUGGUUUGGCCAGUAGGUUAAGCACUGCGGGAUGAAAAAACUGUUAGUGAACCUCUAAUACAGUAAACUAGUUUAUCGAAAUUGGUCUGUUCUGUUUUGCACCGUCCCAAAGUCAUAUCAAAGUUGGUGCUUUUUGACUGCCAUAAUGUGAACGUUUGUGUAGAUCAGGUCUUUCCUAGCUCUGAGGUUGCAAGGUAGCCUACAUUAGGCAACUAUAAUUGUAUUGUUAUUGUUAGCUGUCUUGUGAAACGCCUAUCCUAUUGUACAAUUGUGUUUUAUUUUUAUACUAUAUUCUAACAACAAACUACGAGUGAAUUCUCGUAUCACAUCACUUAAUAUUUUUAGAUUACUGUAAUACAAUUUUGAACAUAAACAUUGACAUCUAAGUUUUAAGAAUGAACUUAUUUUAUAAUUAAUUAUAAUUAACUAAGUUCGCAAGUU